AUGGGGCAGUGCUAUGCGAGGAACGUGGCGGUGGAUGGGGAUGGGGGAGGGGGAGGGGGAGGGGGAGGGGGACGAGGGGUGGGGACGACGACGACGACGACGACCAUAUCGGUGAGCGCGGCGGGGGAGGAGGUGGGGGGAGGAGGAGGAGGGAGGCGGAGCGGGAGGCCGUCGCCGGCGGGGACGCCGAGGAGGAGGGCGGGGGCCGGGGCGGGGGCGACGCCGGGGAGGGCGUCGGUGGCGGCGGUGGGGAGCCCGUGGGCGGGGAGCCCGCUGCCCGAGGGCAUCGCGCCGUCGCCGGCGCCGUCCGCGACGACGCCGAGGCGGUUCUUCCGGCGGCCGUUCCCGCCGCCGUCGCCGGCGAAGCACAUCAAGGCGUCCCUGGCGCGCCGCCUCGGGCAGCGCUCGCCGGCGUCGGCGCAGGCGCAGGCCGCGAAGCCUCCCGCCGAGGUCCCGAUCCCGGAGCACGGGGGCGGCGGCGGCGGCGGCGGCGCGGAGGUGGAACGCGAGCUCGACAAGAGCUUCGGCUAUGACCGCCACUUCGCGGUCAAGUACGAGCUGGGAAAGGAGGUGGGACGCGGCCACUUCGGCCACACCUGCCUCGCGCGUGCCCGCAAGGGCGACAUGAGAGGCCACCUCCUCGCUGUCAAGGUCAUCUCCAAAGCCAAGAUGACAACAGCAAUAUCAAUUGAGGAUGUGCGCAGGGAAGUGAAAAUUCUGAAGGCUUUAUCUGGGCAUUCGAAUCUUGUGAAAUUUUAUGAUGCAUGUGAGGAUGCCCUUAAUGUCUACAUAAUCAUGGAGUUAUGUGAAGGUGGGGAGCUAUUGGACAGAAUUUUGUCCAGAGGUGGGAGAUACACUGAGGAAGAUGCUAAAGUUAUAGUUGAACAGAUAUUAAAUGUUGUUGCUUUCUGCCAUCUUCAAGGUGUCGUUCACCGUGAUUUGAAGCCAGAGAAUUUCCUAUUCAGCACUAAAGAUGAACAUUCACCUAUGAAGAUCAUCGACUUUGGACUUUCUGAUUUUAUAAGGCCAGAUGAAAGGUUAAAUGAUAUUGUUGGUAGUGCAUACUAUGUUGCCCCGGAAGUCCUACAUCGGUCAUAUAGCACAGAAGCAGACAUGUGGAGUAUUGGUGUUAUCACUUAUAUCUUGCUCUGCGGUAGCAGACCAUUCUGGGCACGGACUGAAUCAGGCAUUUUCCGCUCAGUGCUGAGAGCUGAUCCUAAUUUUGAUGACACACCGUGGUCUGCAAUAUCUCCUGAAGCCAAAGACUUUGUCAAAAGACUUCUUAACAAGGACUACAGAAAGAGAAUGACUGCUGCCCAGGCACUCUCUCAUCCCUGGUUGCGAGAUGAAAGCCGACCGAUCCCUCUGGAUAUGCUAGUGUUUAAGUUGAUUAAAGCAUAUCUUCGCUCUACACCUUUCAAGCGAGCGGCAUUAAAGGCUUUGUCCAGAGCAAUAACAGAAGACGAGCUUAUCUACAUUAGAGCACAGUACAACUUGCUAGAACCAAGUAGUACUGAUGGUCGGAUAUGCAUUGAAAACUUCAGGAUGGCUCUUUUGCAAAACUCUACGGAUGCUAUGAAGGAAUCCAGAGCCCUUGAUAUCUUGAAUGCGUUGGAGCCACUUGCCUAUAGAAGAAUGGACUUUGAGGAGUUCCGGGCGGCGACAAUCAGUCCUUACCAACUUGAGGCUUUAUCACGGUGGGAGGAAAUAGCUGGCACUGCAUUUGAGUACUUUGAGCAGGAAGGCAACCGUCCCAUCACAAUUGAGGAGCUGGCGCAGGAGAUGAACCUUUCUUCCGCAGCAUAUUCUAUCGUCCGCGACUGGAUUAGACCGUCUGAUGGCAAGCUUAGCUUUCUAGGUUAUACCAAAUUUUUGCAUGGAUUGACGAUGCGAAGUAGCAACGCGAGGCGGCAUCAUUAAAUUUUUUUUGCCUUGUUUGCUUGAAUAGCUUCCAUUGCUUUCAUUCAUGGGAGUCAGAGGAUUGCUGCCGUUUUGCCUCUCUUUUUCGUGGCUUAGCUUGUAGAGAAUGCAUGUAGAGAAAAAAGGAAACCAAAAGUGAAAGUUCACAAUGGAGUUUUAGAAGAAAGGAUGUGUUUUACCUUUA
This is a messenger RNA of Oryza brachyantha (malo sina), 2104 nucleotides long. Its product is annotated as CDPK-related kinase 3-like. The transcript is spliced from 11 exons. Gene Ontology annotation, cellular component: cytoplasm; nucleus. Gene Ontology annotation, biological process: intracellular signal transduction; protein autophosphorylation; peptidyl-serine phosphorylation. Gene Ontology annotation, molecular function: ATP binding; calcium/calmodulin-dependent protein kinase activity; calcium-dependent protein serine/threonine kinase activity. NCBI's taxonomy places the organism in Eukaryota, Viridiplantae, Streptophyta, Magnoliopsida, Poales, Poaceae. The coding region runs from base 1 to 1920 and encodes 639 amino acids. The record is from RefSeq and is a predicted model, not a curated record.